Acanthosepion pharaonis is the source of this 507-nucleotide messenger RNA. The record is from the annotation of a GenBank genome assembly. NCBI's taxonomy places the organism in Eukaryota, Metazoa, Mollusca, Cephalopoda, Sepiida, Sepiidae.
AUGGACAAAGUGUACGACAGACUUUAUCUGGGCGCCUUAGAAGAUGUUUUCAAAAUAACUACGAUGAAGGAAGCGGGAAUAUCACAUAUUCUUUCCAUUCUCGACCGAUCGUUGCCCGUGUCCAUCCGAAAGCAAUUCACGUGUAAAUAUGUGGAAGUUCUUGAUCUUCCCGAUGAAGAUUUGCUGAGCUAUUUCGAAGAAUGCCUUCGAUUUAUUGAUGAAGGGCGUAACAAUGGAACUGGGGUGUUAGUACAUUGCUUGGUUGGUUGUUCUCGCAGUGCAACUAUUGUGAUAGCUUGGAUGAUGCGAGAAAGACAAAUAAAUGUUGAAGAUGCUGUUAAUUCUGUGAAAGAAUGCCGACCUCGAAUCAGGCCAAAUGAUGGGUUUAAAUUUCAACUGGAAUUGUUCUCUCAGAUGAAUUAUCAAGUAGAUUCCCAAAAUUUACUCUAUAAAAAAUUUAAACUUGAUGCCAUGGUUUUGCAAAUGCAAGAGGGUGAGUCUUUCUAG